Auanema sp. JU1783 is the source of this 3006-nucleotide messenger RNA. Lineage: Eukaryota; Metazoa; Nematoda; Chromadorea; Rhabditida; Rhabditidae. The record is from the annotation of a GenBank genome assembly.
AUGAGAGAUCGACUAAUAGACAACAACGAGGAUAAGCUGCACAACCACAGUGCAAUGGAUUCCCGUGAUGAAGCUGAGGCUCGACAAAAGGUUCGAGAAAUGAUGGCACAACCUCCUCAGCAAAGGCCUCCAGAUUUUACGAACCCAUUGGAGAAAAUAGAACAAUUGUUGACUUGCCCGAUCUGCUUAGAUCGUUAUAAACAACCUAAACUAUUGCCAUGUCAACACACCUUCUGUUAUCCUUGUUUGGAAAGUUGUGCAGAUUCAUUAUUACGAUCAUUGAAGUGUCCGGAAUGUCGGGCAGAACACAAUAUUCCCUAUGAAGGUGUGAAAGCUUUCCAGACAAAUUACACAUUAACGGGUUUUCUUGAUAUACAUCUUCAAGCAACUCCAGAUACUGCAGCUGAAAUUGAAGAAUAUGUUCAUAGAUAUAAUUUGGAACGAUGUAAAGUUUGUGAUGAGAAAGCUGAUUGUGAAGUAUGUGCUCACUGUGAUCGAAAGGCAUGCAAAGAAUGCCGUCAAACACAUAUGGAAAUGCUGAAGCGGGAUAUGUCUCGUCUUCUGAAUCAGGUUCGACGUCUUUCAAAUAGAAUCAAUGAGGCUUCUGAUGGCUUACAAAAGAGCUUAGAACUGUUAACAUUGAACUGUGAAACUACAAAAGAUGAAGUAAAAGAAUAUUUCCAUCGAUACUAUCGAGAUCUUAAGAAACGAGAGGAAGCUUUCAUUUAUGAAGUGGAGAUGUUUCAUUCAAAUGAGAGCCGAUUAAUGAGCAACCUCAAGGAUGUUCUAGAGAUUGAAUCAACAAACAUGGGAGAUGCAGUUAAUCGAUUAGAUUCAGCUAUCAAGGGGGAAUGUCAAAUCGAUGAUACUGAAUUAGUUCGACUGAAAAACAUAUUCAGUGAAGGCAUUGAGUAUUUACGCAACUUCCAGCCUGAUGCUGACGAGCUGUUCAGUAGAAAAGUUCGAUUUUCACCCGGUGAUGACGCAGCUAAGCUUCCUCAAGCUAUUUCGACAGCUGGAGAGUUAUGUGUUUUGACUCCUCAAUUCUCUGGAAGAUAUUUGCCACUUGAACAGUCAUAUUUACCAAGACCAUUCCGUUUACCGUUGGAAAGUGAUCACCAUCGAGGACGUGACGAGAGAUCAUCCGAUAGACCAUCUUCAAGAUUAAGUCACCGAGACACCGAUGAGAGUUCCAUACGGUAUCGGCGACGCCAGCAGCUUGAAGAUGAAGCUUGGAAUCGCUUGCGACCACCAAGUAUGACAGAGCAGCGUGAAGAACGUCCUGUCAGAAGUCCAUGGUUUAGACCUCCUGAAACGUCAUCUUUGAACGCUGCUCCAGAAUCUAUGGUUUCCAGUGCUCCAGCUAGUUCUUCUCAAUCCAGUAGCAGUUCUAAUAACACACCAUCAUCUUUAUCCCCUCCGAAGCCAAAGGAGACGCUUCAUAACCUACCACCACGUCCCGAAAAGUCUCCUAUUCCUAAAACAAAUGGAAAUAACGAGCAUAAAUCGAAUUCAACACUGUCAACAGCGAAGGCUUCAACAGCUUCUGCUAAUAAGGAAGAAGAUAAAGACGAAAUAAGAAAUAAGAAUCUCCGAAAACCACCUCUACUUCCCCGUCAGCAGUCGAGCAACGAUGAUUCACUGAACGAAAAAGUUGAAAUUAUAAAACGUGCUCAUGCCGAACGGCAAGCUGUAGCAGCCGCUGUAGGUGGCUCACGUGCCCCUUCCAGAGCUGCCUCUUCUGAUGAAUCAGAAGGUGAAGAAGCUCCAAUGAGAUUAAUGAGUGCCGGCGGACGGCAAAGACUACGCAUAGUAUGUAGAGCAGCUAGUCAGACACGCGACGAAGACGAAGGCACGCCUAUUCCUGUCACACAUUUCAUAGGUGAGCAUGAGCUAGCAGCUACAUCGGCUACUGGCACAGGCGCUGGUAGUUUCGUGAACGAUCCAGAUGCGCUGCCGAUAGUCCCAGCUUGGUUAGCUCGGCGUCGCCAGCGUUUCCAACGUUCACGAACUAAUCCUGACCUGGCUAACCAGUUCUGCUCUCAGAGAGUUCAACAACUACUCCAGGAACGUAGUUCCCGUUUAGAUAGUUCGACAACCAGUGAGGAGGAACGACAACGCUUACGUCGCCGGAGUGCAUCCCGUGAUUUAGGAGAAUGGAGAUCACGUGGUCGUCCUCGUCAAAUCUUUGGAAGAAAAGGUGCCAAAGAGGGUGAGUUGAAUUGGCCUCGCGGACUGUGUAGUCUAGCAGCUGGACAAAUCGCUGUUUGUGAUUCAAGCAAUCACCGUGUCUCAAUAUAUGAGCGCGAUGGUCGUCAUGUCCGAUCUUUCGGAGGCUACGGUGCCGGCGAAGGCCAACUCGACUCAGCCGCUGGCAUUGCUUUUGGAAAGCAACGGUUAAUUGUCUCUGACCGGUACAAUCAUCGGGUUUGCUUUUUUGAUUUGGAUGGCAACUUCCUCAGCUCUUUCGGAGCUCACGGACAAGGCAACGGAAAGUUCAAUAACCCAUGGGGUGUAGCCAUUGAUGAUCUUGGUACCGUCUAUGUUGUUGAUAAGGAUAACCAUCGAGUGCAAAUGUUCGAUAAGAAUGGUCAAUUUGUUGGUAAAUUCGGUUCCCAUGGCCAUGCAAAUGGUCAACUAAAUAAUCCAUUGUUUGUUGCUGUUAGCAAAUUGAAUCAUCAGGUGUAUGUUUCCGAUUCCAAUAAUCACCGUGUUUGUAUAUUCGAUAGCCAAGGGCAAUAUUUAGCGGAAUUCGGUACAGAAGGCUUUCACGGUGGUCAAUUUAAGUUCCCACGUGGUAUAGCAAUCGAUACUCAAGGAAACGUACUUGUAGCCGAUUCUGGCAAUAACAGAAUACAGGUUUUCUCCUCAGAUGGAGAAUUUAUUGCGACAUUCGGGUCGUGGGGAAGCGGAGCUGGUCAACUUAAGGGAGUAGAAGCUCUAUGUGUCUCCGAUGGUGCCAUUAUAGCGAGCGAUCGCGAAAAUCACCGAAUUCAAAUUUUCUAA